UGGGCCGAAAGAUGCUAAGUCUGUGUCAAAGAGAAAAGGAUUGUUUUGUUCGAGUGAGAAAAAGAGAGUUAGAGAAAUUAACCACUGAAGUCAUGCAGCUGAAGGAGUUCCUGCCCAAAGUUCUCAACAGGAACCUGGUGGAAACGCUGCACAAAGCUCAAGCAUCACAGACAAUGUUUACAGAGAAAGAACAUCUGGUGCAAGAAAAAGAGAAACUGCAACAGGAGUGUCGUCACCUUCAGUCUCGACUGGAAGCAGCUCAGAGCGAAUGUCAAAAAGAGAGAGAGGAGAAGCUGUUGUUGCGUCAUCAGCUGUGGCAGAGCGGGGCAGAGCUGCAGCAGCAGGCGUCCUUCUGCUCUGGUCUGGGAUCAGCGGCCUGUGGUCUGUUAUGGAGCUGCUCGGCCAAUGAGGACGCGGUCGUACGCUGGAUGGCCGAGGGGAAGCUUCGGUCCUUUGUUGCCGUCGCUGCUCAGACCCUGGAGAGUUUCGUCAGGUCUUUGGAUGAAGACGCGAAAACCCAGACCGAGGACCAGGACUCUGAGGAACACCAGUUUGUGCUGGCGCUGGCAGGAAUCCUCACCAAUAUAGCAGCAGUCCCAUGUGGGCGGGACUUCCUGGCGUCCUCUGCUCAUGUCCUGUUGGACACUCUGAUGAAACUCCUGGAACUGAUGAAACCUGGUGUCUUCCCCAAACUUAAAGUGUUGAUGCUGAUGACGCUCUACAACGUCAGCAUCAGUGUGAAAGGACUCAAGUACGUCAUCAAGAACCCAGGACUGCUCACGCUCAUCUGGACCCUGUUGGACGACGUUGACUGGGAGGUGUGUCUCCACGCCCUGCGCCUCCUCCAGUCGGUUCUGUUGGAGGAGGACGUCCUGCUCCUCCUGGGCUCGUCUCUGUUGGAUCCGGACGUCCAGACUCGUAUCGGUCGGCUGAGUUUCAGCGUCCAGCCCAGUGUGAGACAGGCCGCCCAGCAAACCCUGGAGGAUCUGCACGCGCUCAGUCAGGGUAAGGGAUGUGAAGUUUCCAAACUCUGAUGAAGAUUGGGCUCCGUCCUCCUGUUACUUUGAAAUAUACUUAAAAUAAUACACAAAUUAAUACUUAAAUUGUACUUUUCUUC
Messenger RNA from Sphaeramia orbicularis (orbiculate cardinalfish), 1117 nucleotides. RefSeq names its product heat shock transcription factor 2 binding protein (gene hsf2bp). Bases 12 to 1034 code for a protein of 340 amino acids. The transcript is spliced from 9 exons. The record is from RefSeq and is a predicted model, not a curated record. Gene Ontology annotation, cellular component: cytosol. Lineage: Eukaryota; Metazoa; Chordata; Actinopteri; Kurtiformes; Apogonidae.